AUGGAAACGCGCAGUACGCCUCUCGAAAAUCGACCGCGACUUCCCCACAUAGCCUUAAGCAAGCGGAAUCGGGCUGUCGUGAGAGCUCUGAACCUAAUGCUGGUGACCUAUUUGGAAGCCAGCUGGGACCUUUGCGAUACGGACUCAAUUCUUUUUGGCGCCGCGCUGGCAGUCUGCCGUAUCAUAGGCGUCAAGGUUUCUACGGCUGGACGCGCUACUGGCCAAAGUAGCGCUAUCCCAGCAUGGAGAAAAAGAAUUGAGGAGCGUAUCGCAAAGGUUAGAGCUCUCAUCGGCAGACUGAUAUGCUUCAGAUCAGACAAUAACAGGCUAAGAAUUGUGCGCACCGUCAGGAUGGCAUUUUCUGGGACAAAUGUCAGUUUGUCCCAGCUGGAUAUAAUGCAAAAACUGACGGAGCGCAUAGAUGAUCUGAAGCAGAGAAUCGCUGCUUGGGGAAAGCGGAUUCAGCGAUAUACCGAGAGGUCGACUCGGUUCAACCAGAAUCGUCUCUUCCAGAGUGAUCAGAAGAGGCUCUAUGAAUCAUUGGAACGACCAAUGGCAAGUGGAACGGGCCCAGCACUGAAUCAGGCCGACACUGUAACAUUCUCGCGCGGUCUGUGGUCAGAGCCCGUAAACCACAGCGAGGGCUCUUGGACGGAAGUUGUGGCGAGUCAGUGUGCAAGUAUAACGCACAUGGACCCCGUCAUUAUAACGCCGGAUGACGUAGCCGAGGAGGUCCGUAGGGCCCCGAACUGGAAAAGUCCGGGACUCGACGGGCUGCUUCACUACUGGCUGAAGAGGUUUGUAGUGUGUCACACUGUGCUUGCCCGACAGUUCCAAGAGGCUGUCAACCAGAAGUUGCUCCCGAGCCUCUUCACUACUGAGAUCACUCAUUUGGUUCCUAAAGACCAGGAUACCACAGACCCGAGCAAAUACCGCCCCAUUACGUGUCUACCAACCAUAUACAAGGCACUAACAUCCAUUUUGAGCGCGAGAAUCACUCGUCACCUGGACUCAAAUCAGGUGUUGUCGCGCGCUCAAAAUGGAUGA
Molecule: messenger RNA, 1047 nt
Organism: Parnassius apollo (apollo)
Lineage: Eukaryota; Metazoa; Arthropoda; Insecta; Lepidoptera; Papilionidae
Source: the annotation of a GenBank genome assembly